AUUUAUUAGUGAAUAUAUCAAAAGCUUGUCUUUGCUGUAUUUUAUUUUCAAGCUCAAGAGCUUGUUAACCUUAGUUUGCAGAGAGAGGGGGUGUUUGAAAAUUAGCAAGCUAGGUUAGGCUAAGUUGUUUUUAGCCCUUUCGCUCUGCGUUUACUUUUAUGGAGUUAGUAGUCUCCCGAAUUUCCACAUUAGCAAAAAUAAGCCAAUAUUACCCACCUAUGGAGCAGAAAUGUAAUAAUAUAAUCAUAUUGGUUCAUGCUUUUCAAUAUUUGGAAGUCUGUUUGCUAUCUGAACAUCUCCGAUGCCGUGAGCAGAGAGAGAACUCCUAGGCCAUUUGGACGUUUGAAUUUUUAUGUUUUUCCAUUCAUGUUUUUUCUUGAGUAUUUACAAAAUUUGCACAAAAAACCCCCAAAACUGGUGGAUAGAAAACCAACUACUGGAUGUGAUGCUAGUGUAAUUCUGCAAUUUAAAAAAAAGAACUGUAAUUGACAAUUUUGCUUGCGACUUAGCUUUAGCGUUGCUUGGUUUUAUUUGCCAACAUGCUACCUUGUCAUAUCUGCGGGCAUAAAUCUAAAGACAUAGUGGCUUAUGUAAAACAUAUGAGACUGCACAGCAGUGUCCCUAAUGUAGUAUUUCAGUGUUGCAUGGCUGAUUGCAGUAGGACCUUCAGAAAAGUUGCAGCUUUGAAAUCACAUAUUUACCGACAUCAUAAGGAACAAGUAAUGGAGCCUAGAUUGAGCCUUGCAGCAAACUUAACUUGCCAUGUUGACUUUUGUAGUGCCACAUGUGAUUCUUUGACACUGUUUUAUUCUCAUCUUAAAAUGCAUAUCAAAGAGGGACGAACUGUUGCAUGUCCUUUUAAGCAUUGUGAUAAAACAUUUACUGUAUUAUCAUCAUUUACCUCUCACAUGUCUAGGCGACAUAAAAAAUGUGCAGAAAGAAGUUUAAUUGACUCUAUUACUACUACAGGAGUGCUAUCUGGAGCUGGUGCCUCUCAGAAUAGUGACAGCGAUUUGCAGUGUAAUAUGCAGACUGAUGCUUGUGACAGUUAUGAAGAACUGGACAUCAGUCCAGAAAACAUUGAAAAUGACUUGUUUUUGAAAAAUCUGGCUCUGUUUUAUCUUAAAUUACAAGCAAAAUUAUUGCUUCCAUCAUCUGUCAUUCAGACAAUCAUUGAAGAUAUGCAGUCAAUACACAAUGUCAAUCAGUCACAUUUACUUUUUAAGCUGAAUGAAAAGUUAGUUACACUUGGGGUUCCAGAGGCUACCAUAAACACUGUGAUUAAUGAUCUGAAAGCAGCAGAUCUCUUUGGGGCAUGCAAUAGUCAAACAUUAAAAACGGAUCAGCGAAGAAAGACAGUGUUCAAGAAUAGCUUUCAUUAUGUGGAGCCAAUUCCAGUUUGUCUAGGAAAGAAAGAUGCAGGGAAAGAGUGUUUUGCCCAGUAUGUCCCAGUAAAACAAACAAUUGAGGCUCUUUUUCAGUGCACAUCUGUAAGGGAACAGUAUCAUAAAGUACAUGGACGUAGCCAGUUAAAGGAGGUUAUCAAAGAUGUGUGGGAUGGCGAAAACAUUACUGAAAAAUUCCUUGAAGUAGGAACAAUGACGACCAUGUUUGAAGAGUUGAAGGCGAUUAUCCUGAGGGCUCUGCCAACUAUUGAUGAAAACACUGUUCAGAAGUUGAUAAACCAGCUACAAACCUCUGGGUUGGAAUCAAUAGAUGACCUUAAAUAUGUAAGGCAAGAAGACAUUGCUGACCUGCUUCCCAUCAUUCAACAGCGCAAGCUACUGGAUGCAUUUAAAAUGGAAACAGAAAUCAUUACUUUGAAUCUCCAGAUUGAGCCUACAGCCACCUCCCCAGGAAGCAGCGUUUUGUCUUCACUGCCGUGCUCCACUCAAUCCAGUGUAAGGAUGAGUACUUCAACAGGGUCCAGUAGCCAAGAAAACUGUGAGCCACCCUCCCUCAUAAGAAAGGCAUGGACAGAAACCUUCCAGGUUCCAUGGAAUCUUAUGCCUGUCGAGGUUCAAACAGCCAUCUCUGAAGGUAAGAGACCUUCACCUGCAGCAAGACGGCAGAUGGUUAGAGUGCUGGCAGAUGAAAUGAGGAAGUAUGACUUAAACCCUACACGCUCACAAUGUCUCAGUGUUUGCCGAAGCAUCAUCCAUCAGUACCCCAAGAGUUUUGCAGAUCAACGUGAAAAUGGUCAAUUAUUAGGUGGUGGCUAUACUUCACUUUUAAUUCAACUCAAAACCAGAAUUGAAAACCUCAAUCGUACCAGCAGCUUUAGGCAACACCGUACUUCAGACCUUGGUGGUAAAAGAGGCCCUACUGACAUAUAUGGGUGUACCAGAUUCCAGCCUGACCUCCCUCCAGAGGAGACUAAUGACACAGUGGAGGUGAAACGACAAAAGUUGGAGGACAUAUAUGGUCAGGAAGGUGUAAAAGGUAGUGAGAGAUCAGAAGUAAAGCAGCUUAUGGAAACCACUUUCUGCCUCCAGCGUUGCCAUAUAAAUGCACUGCCAGCACCAGCUAUUGCAGACAUAAGGGACAAAUGGCCAUACCUCUUCACCCAAAAAGGCCUCUAUGCGCAUUUUGAGCUUUUAACUGAUAUCAACGUGCUCCGUGCACUUGAAUUCAGUAUGGAGGAGUGUGGAAAAAAUAUUGUGGAAUUCUUUAAGAGCAAACCCACGAAUGACAAAGUUCAAGCAGUUCUGUCUGAAGAUGAUGUUGAGUUGUCCCUCCGUGUCAUCCAGCUUCUGAUGGCUCACUUUGAAGAGAGCAUCGAGGGACUAGUCCUUUUUGAAAAUUCGUUUGCCACUGCAGCUGACUUGGAGAGCAUGCUCACCCUACCGGCAACUCCUCGGUUGCUGCUGCUUCGUGAGAAAACAUCCGGCCGUAUUGAGCACUGGAUGGUCAGUCUUGAGGGACACAUCAUCUGUGAGGGCAUACAGCCAACUUUCUUGACCGGUCUUGCUGCUGUGUUUUCUACAUUCUACAGCUUCAAUCUUCAAUAUCAAGAAGAAGCCGCAUGUACACUCGAAUUCAUUCAAAGACGCUUUGUGGGAAUAAACCCAGAGAGGGGCACAAAGGCUGGACGGGGCAAAGUGCCGUCGAAGAAAACUGGCAGAGUCAUCCAUAAGAAAAUAACAACAGUCAAUCGCAACGUCUCCACUCUCUUGAGGAAGCUUGUGGACUUUGAGUGGGAUUUCAUAUAAGUCAGUGAGCUCACACAGUCACUCACAUGACACCCUAUUGCUCUCUCACCUACAUUCAUUACUGUCAACAGCCAUUACUGGCUGUUUUGAAUUGUUAUACUUGUAUACUGCACCAUAUGCUGUACACUGAAUUUACACUGUACACUGUUUACAGUAUAAUAUCCAUUUAGCUUAUGUGGCACAUAUGAUCGGCUAUAUAGUCACAUGACUCUCAGAUAAUACCAGUAUUAGCAAGGUGAAAUUUACAAGUAUUUAUACUGGCAUUCUUUCCUUGAUUUUGAUAAUGUAGCAUUUUGGUCAUCAAUGUCUGUGACACAGCUUGAUACCUGAGAACACGAAUUUGGUUUUGAUAAUAUGGCAGCUACAGUUUUUAGUUUGUUUUCUUCAUUUAUUUAUGUUUUUUUUAUUUGCUGUAAGUUCUAUAAGCUGAAUAUUUUGUCACAGACUGAUUAUAGAAAAUGGGGAAAAAAAUUUGUUUAUGCUGAUAUUGUAUUCAAAGAGAAACUUGAGAAUACUUGCUGUAUGUUCUUAUGCCUAAAUGCUUUUCUUUGUUGAAAUUAUAUUUUCUUGUGUGAAAAAUAUUCAAAUAUAUCACAAGUGGAAUCAAAACUUUAUUUACAAUAAACGAACAAGUGUUGUGCAAGA
Molecule: messenger RNA, 3857 nt
Organism: Pygocentrus nattereri (red-bellied piranha)
Lineage: Eukaryota; Metazoa; Chordata; Actinopteri; Characiformes; Serrasalmidae
Exons: 6
Coding region: 540-3212 (890 amino acids)
Source: RefSeq, a predicted model, not a curated record